Staurois parvus is the source of this 300-nucleotide messenger RNA. NCBI's taxonomy places the organism in Eukaryota, Metazoa, Chordata, Amphibia, Anura, Ranidae. The record is from the annotation of a GenBank genome assembly.
UGGGGCCCCUGGGCAAUAGGGGAUCAUGGGGCUCCUGUGUCCUUGCCCAAACUCAAAAAAGCCUAUGAAAAAGGUACCAGGGGCAUCUCAUGGGGCCCCCUACUGACCCCGGACCUCCUCGGGCAGUGCCCGAGUUUCCAAAUGGUCAGUCCGCCCCUGGCCAAAAUGUAUUCUGUUACAUGUCUGCUAAAAAGAAAUCCCAAUACAUGUAAAUUAAUUGGUUUACGUGAAAGUUACAGCGUCUACAAAUGGCGAUAUAUAUACUGCCAAUUUGUUUUAUUUUUUUUUUAUACUUGUAAU